UGCUAUGAAUAUUUAUCAUACAGAAGCCGAGCUUCGUGGGGAGAGGAAGGCACUCGGGGGUUCUCCCGUGCCCCGUUACUAGUGUUAGCUAACCCCACCGCUGUAAGCUCGCGAGUCGUACGGAAUACAAGGGACAGGUUUUCCGCUGAGGGAGGACAGCUCUGCAGUUGUUUGGGGCCACGAUUCUCUGGGUAGAGAAAUCCAACACAGACGCAGGCCAGGGCUGUCAUCGGCAACUGCGACGUCUUCGCCAAUAGAGUCCAGAAGCCGACGGAAGCUCAGAAACACCUGCUGAGGAUUUCUUAUUCAUGCCCAUUCUGGGCUGGAUGGACCUGUAGUGCUGCGAGUGAUAUCACAAGCCAACGUUUGUAUCAUUUCGUGUUCAGUGGAUUCCUUGAACUCGAGACUGCUGCUUCAACAUGGGAGGAUACGCGGCGAUUGUUGCGGUCCUGUUGAGUACAUUGCUAAGAUGCGGGAAUACGGUUCCUGUUCAGGGGGAUUCACAAAGUGUGGCGAACGCUUCCAAGCCGAUCAUCUCUACUGCUAGCGUCAACACCCCCGCCGGUGGGAUGGUCUUCAACCAUGUUUACAACAUCAACGUGCCGCCGGUGCUGUGCGCCAGAGGCGGCGCCGACGGGCAGGUGACGAAAACGUCGGGCACGGUGGAGGUGGGAGAGGGCGGCGACGGCGCGCCGUUCCUCGCCAACACCUUCGUGCCAGGCGGUGGAAGCGGAGGAUGCUGCAACAACAACGGCGGCGGAGCCGGCGGGGAUUUGUUGAACGGGGAGACGGGAUCUCUGGUCACGGCUCUGCAGGAAAGCACGGAGGAUCUCAAGAAGCAACUCGCGGAGCUGCUGAAGGAGUUCGAGCAGUUCAAGCAGUCAUGUGGAUGCGUCGGAGCACAGGGCCAGCCCGGCGUUUGCGACCCGACGUGCAAGUACGGGAAAUGCGUGAACGGCAGGUGUGUGUGCGACGAGGGCUUCACAGGUGACGACUGCUCGGAGCGUGCCUGUCCUGACAACUGCAAGGACCGCGGCGACUGCGUCAACGGCGUCUGCGUCUGUAAACCUGGAUUUACCGGGGCCGAUUGUUCGCAGAGAGCGUGUGUGCCCGACUGUGGGGACCGCGGCCGCUGCGUGGAUGGCGUGUGCCAGUGCGAGCCAGGGUUCGAAGGCCCCACCUGUACGUCCCGUUCGUGCCCAGGUAACUGCAUGGGCAGGGGAGUAUGUGUCGACGGAGUCUGCCAGUGCGAGCCUGCCUUUACCGGCCCGGAUUGCUCUUCACCCAGCUGCCCCAACGACUGUUUCGGCAGAGGUGUUUGUGUCGACGGCGUGUGCCAGUGCGAGCCCGGCUACUUUGGCGAGAACUGCGCAGCAGAGCUCACCGUACCGGCGCCCAUCUCGGGUGUCUUCACCAGGGACAUCACCAUCAACUCCGUCUUCAUCGGCUGGGUGGAGGAGGACUACGUGGACAACUACCUCCUGGAGUACCGCCGCACCAACGAGCUCAACGGCUGGAACGAGAUCGAGGUGUUCGAGCCCGGCUACACGGUGACGGGCCUGGCCUCCGCCACGGAGUACCAGUUCCGCGUGUCCGGAGUCAACGCCAAGGGCAGAGGCGAACCCAGCGACGUGGUGGAGGUCGCCACGAAAGGGCCAGAGUUAUUCGACCCCAGCCCUCCGCGGGACGCUCGCGGCCAUUCCGUGGAUCCUUACAGUGCCAUUGUGCAGUGGAAACCACCCGUCAACGGAUCCGCCGUCAUUUCCGGGUACAGGUUGAUCUACCAGCGGGGAGAUGACGGUCCUCUUCAACACGUUGACAUGAAUAAACCAAUGAACUUUUACUACGUCUUGCAAAACGUGUCUCCAGACUCGACGUACAACAUGUGGAUUGAACCAUACAGCCCUGGGGGUCGUGGGCCUCAGAGUGAACGUUUCGUCGUAUACACGAUGGCCGCAGGCGGUGGUGGGACUGUUCCUCGCCCGGAAACGGGUACUGACAAAGACUCAGGUGAACAAAACACCAUCAACCCAGGUGCUCCUGUGGGAUUGAGUGGACAACCUGUAGAUCCUUACAACAUUCGUGUGGAAUGGCAACCUCCCACUAACCCUACAGAUGACAUCCAAGGGUACAAACUGCAGUACCAGAAGCCAGGAGACAGAUACCCACAAACUGUGAACAUGGGCAACCCACCUGAUCGUACAUAUAUCCUGCGAGAAGUGUCUCCAGACACACAGUACAACAUGUGGGUGACUCCGUAUGGUCCUAGAGGUGACGGACCUCAGAGUCAACAUCUUACAGUACAAACUCAGCCUGUAGAAGGUCCAGGGACUGGCCCAGGAACAGGCACUGAUUGGAGACCAGGUGAGGUGACGGACCUCAGAGUCAACAUCUUACAGUACAAACUCAGCCUGUAGAAGGUCCAGAGACCGGCCCAGGAACAGGCACUGAUGGGAGACCAGGUGUGGCAACCUCCAACUAACCCAACCGACACAAUAGCUGGUUACAAGUUACAAUAUCAGAAGCCAGGAGACAGUUCACCACAAACUGUGAACAUGGGCAACCCACCUGAUCGUACAUACAUCUUGCGAGGAGUGUCUCCAGACACACAGUACAACAUGUGGGUGACACCGUAUGGUCCUAGAGGUGACGGACCUCAGAGUCAACAUCUUACAGUACAAACUCAGCCUGUAGAAGGUCCAGGGACAGGCCCAGAAACAGGCACUGAUGGGAGACCAGGUGGACAAGAUGUUGUCAACCCUGGAGCUCCAAUUGGAGUUAGUGGACAACCUGUAGAUCCUUACAACAUCCGUCUGCAGUGGCAACCUCCAACUAACCCUACUGACGACAUCUAUGGGUACAAGUUGCAAUAUCAGAAGCCAGGAGACAGUUCCCCACAAACUGUGAACAUGGGCAACCCACCUGAUCGUACAUACGUCUUACGAGGAGUGUCUCCAGACACACAGUACAACAUGUGGGUGACACCGUAUGGUCCUAGAGGUGACGGACCUCAGAGUCAACAUCUUACAGUACAAACUCAGCCUGUAGAAGGUCCAGGGACAGGCACUGAGGGGAGACCAGGUGAGGUGACGGACCUCAGAGUCAACAUCUUACAGUACAAACUCAGCCUGUAGAAGGUCCAGGGACUGGCCCAGGAACAGGCACUGAUGGAAGACCAGGUGUGGCAACCUCCAACUAACCCAACUGACACAAUAGCUGGUUACAAGUUACAAUAUCAGAAGCCAGGAGACAGUUCCCCACAAACUGUGAACAUGGGCAACCCACCUGAUCGUACAUACAUCUUGCGAGGAGUGUCUCCAGACACACAGUACAACAUGUGGGUGACACCGUAUGGUCCUAGAGGUGACGGACCUCAGAGUCAACAUCUUACAGUACAAACUCAGCCUGUAGAAGGUCCAGGAACUGGCCCAGGAACAGGCACUGAUGGGAGACCAGGUGGACAAGACGUUGUCAACCCUGGUGCUCCAGUGGGACUUACUGGACAACCUGUAGAUCCUUACAACAUUCGUGUGGAGUGGCAACCUCCAACUAACCCAACUGACGACAUCUAUGGGUACAAAUUGCAAUAUGCGAAGCCAGGAGACAGUUCCCCACAAACUGUGAACAUGGGUAACCCACCUGAUCGUACAUAUAUCUUGAGCGGAGUGUCUCCAGACACACAGUACAACAUGUGGGUGACACCGUAUGGUCCUAGAGGUGACGGACCUCAGAGUCAACAUCUUACAGUACAAACUCAGCCUGUAGAAGGUCCAGGGACCGGCCCAGGAACAGGCACUGAUGGGAGACCAGGUGGACAACCUGGUGCUCCACUUGGAGUAGGUGGGCAUCCCGUGGAUCCCUACAACAUUCGCUUGCAGUGGCGUCCUCCAACUAACCCAACCGAUGACAUUCAUGGAUACAAGUUACACUAUCUCAGGCCAGGAGACAAUACACUACACACUGUUGACAUGGGCAACCCACCCGAUUUUACAUACACCCUACGCGGAGUGUCCCCUGACUCAGAAUACACCAUGCUGGUGACACCGUACGGGCCUAGAGGAGAUGGACCUGAGAGUGAGCCAUUCACUGUUCAAACCCAAAGAGUUGGAGACACUGACGAUUCAACCAGUGCGGUGGUCGACCCUGGUGCCCCACGAGGAGUGCGCGGGCUUCCCCUGAACCCUUACAAUGUCCGUGUCGAAUGGCGACCACCCUCCAACCCAACUGACGACAUCUACGGGUACAAGUUGCAAUAUCAGAAGCCUGGAGACAGUUCCCCAGAAACUGUGAACAUGGGCAACCCACCUGACUCUACAUAUAUCUUACGAGGAGUGUCUCCAGACACACAGUACAACAUGUGGGUGACACCGUAUGGUCCUAGAGGUGACGGACCUCAGAGUCAGCCUUUCACUGUUCAAACACAAGGUGACCCUAGUGGAUCAACAGAUAUGGGUGAACCUGGUGCCCCAGUGGGAGUCACUGGGAAUCCUGUGGAUCCUUACACCAUUCAAGUGGAGUGGCAACCCCCCACCUACCCAAUGGACGACAUUGCUGGAUACAGGUUGCUAUAUGAGAAGGAAGGAGACUCUACCCGUGAAACUGUUGACAUGGGUAACCCGCCCGACCGAACCUACAAUCUCGCUGGAGUGUCUCCAGACACACAGUACAACAUGUGGGUGAUGCCGUACGGCCCUAGAGGCGACGGACCUCAGAGUCGACAGUUUACCGUAAAAACGCAACGUGAGGACCUGGGCAGCAUUGCACCUAAGGGGGCACCAGGAGCAGCCUCAGCUGUCACCAGGGACGCCUCUAGCCUCCUGGUGGAGUGGGAGGCUCCUACCCUACCCGAGGGUUCUCCAGACCUGCUGGGAUACAGGCUAUUCUGGAGGCGGGUUGGAGAGGGAGAGUACCAGACUGUGGAGGUUGGGCCAGGGGAGCUGUCCUACAUCCUGAUGGACCUGGACACCUUCACGGAGUACGAGAUGUACGUUGUCGCCUUCAACGCUAACGGAGACGGACCCAACAGUGACACCUUUACUGCUAUGACCGCUGAAGGAGACGACACUGGUGCUCCCCUGGGAGUGGCGGGAGAGCCAGUUAGCCCUUACAGCGUCCGUAUACAAUGGCGCCCUCCCACAAACCCACCUGAACCCGUCAUGGGCUACCGAUUACUGUACCAGAGAUACGGCGAUGACAAUCAGCAGCUUGUCGACAUGGGACAUCCCGACGACUUCAGCUUCAUGCUGAGAGGUCUCUCGCCCGGCAGCCAGUACGACUUCUGGGUGACGCCGUACGGAAACCGAGGUGACGGUCCAAGGAGCGAGAGGGUGACUCUACAGACACAAGCUCCCGGCUCUGGUGUACCCGGUGCCCCUGUUGGUCUUACGGGAGAAGCGGUGGACUCCCAGAGCAUAACUGUGAGAUGGGAAGCACCAGAGACAACCAUGGGUGUUAUCACCGGAUACAAGAUUACUUACCAGCCUGAGGGGGGCGUACCCGCCGAAGCCUUGGUCCCCGGGUCGGACAGAAGUCACCUUCUGACGGGGCUUACUCCCUACACCGUGUACACCAUCUAUGUUGUCGGUCGCACCUCACAGGGAGAGGGGGAUAGCAGCGACAGUAUCUCGGUCAGGACAUUUGAGGGUGCGCCUGCUCGUCCCGUUGGUGUCAUGGCAAACGCCCUGGAUGCCCAGUCAAUCCAAGUAGCAUGGCAGGAGCCCGAAGUGAACCGUGGCAUCAUCACCGCUUACAACGUGUAUUACCAGCCCGCUUCGACAACCGCUAACCAAGAGCCUAGCAAACAGACAGUUAGCCCCUAUGAGCUCUUCUCCCUGCUCGGGGGAUUGCAGCCAGCCACUGAGUAUGUCAUCAGUGUGGCUGCGAUCACUUCGGCAGGAGAGGGGGAACGAAGUGACAAAGUGACAGCACAGACAAGAGCAGGUGUUCCAGACGCACCAAGUGACUUUGAAGCCGAAGCAGUGGACGCCACGAGCAUUCAAGUUUCGUGGGAGCCCCCAGCAAACACAAACGGAGUACUGCAGGGGUACAAAAUCCUGUACCGCCAGGCUGGUACUGAGGACGUUUCCAUUGCCGAAGUUGCCCCAGCGGCACAAUACCACCUCCUGACUGAACUUCAGCCAUUUACAGUGUACCUCCUUGCCCUGGUAGCCUUCACUGAAGGUGGAGAGGGUGAAACCAGCCCAGAAGUCACGGUACAGACAGAUGAGGAUGUACCCGGCCCCCCACAGGACGUUUUGGUGGAACCUAUCGAUUCAACCUCGAGCAGGGUAGUCUGGCAGCCACCUGCCGAGCCAAACGGAAUCCUGCAAGGUUACAAGGUCCUUUACAAGGACGCUAACGCAGCAGAGUACACAACCCGAGAGGUUGAGCCCACAGAAAUGUCCUAUGUUAUUUCUGACAUGAUUCCCGGGACUGAGUACGUGGUUGCCGUGUUGGCCUUCACCGGUGCUGGUGAUGGCCCUGCCAGUGAAGAAAUCGCAAUUCAAACGGCGGAAGGUGUCCCUGAAGUCCCGACCUCCGUCACGGCUGAGGGAAUUGACGCUAGGUCCAUCCGAGUCAGUUGGCAGGCACCAGCUGAGACAAAUGGAGAGCUCCAAGGCUACUACAUCUACUACACUCCCGAGGGGUCCGACGAGGAGCAGAGGGCACAAGUGGGGCCGACUGACACAUCCUAUGUGGCCAGUGGCCUCCAGCCCUACACUGUGUAUAUCAUAACAGUGAGCGGUUUCACAAGAGCUGGAGAAGGUGACAGGAGUGCCGAAACGAGAGUCCAGACUUUACAGGGCGUUCCGGAAUCACCCACUGGGCUGGGUGCCACUCCUGUUGACCCCCAGACUAUUCGUGUUGAAUGGCAGCCUCCUCAGCAGCCCCAUGGAGAAAUCCAGGGAUACAACAUCUACUACAGGACAACUGAAUCUGAAGCAGAUGUCUUGCAGCAGGCAGGAGCACAGGACAUUUUCCUGAUGCUCACUGGACUCAGGCCUUUCACUGAGUACACCAUAAGGGUCUCUGCUCUCACUGGUGUUGGUGAGGGCCAGACGAGUGACUCUGUGACAGUUUCCACACCGGCUGGUGCUCCAUCGACUCCGAUGGACGUUGAGGCCAAUGCAGUUGAUUCCCAGUCUAUCAGGAUCAACUGGCAGCCACCAGCAGAACCUAAUGGUAACAUUCUUGGCUACAACAUCUACUACACUACUGAGGGAGAAGCCAGCAACAACCAACAGACUGUUGGUCCUGAUGAUACAACGUACGUCAUUGAGGGAUUGCGGCCCUCCACCCAGUAUGCCAUUACUCUUACUGCCUUCACUGAGGCAGGGCAGGGUGAGCGUACAGAGGAGCAGGUUGUGACGACACUCACCGAUGUUCCCGGUGUGCCAGGUAGCAUAGAGGCCAAUGCACUUGACACGACCUCGAUCAGAGUCGAGUGGCAGGCUCCCUCAGAAACCGGAGGAACGCUGUUAGGAUACAAAAUCUACUACCAGCUUGCGGAUGACGACAGUCCAUCCACAGCUGACGUAGAGCCAACCGAGACCUCCUACUUGCUCACAGAGCUGAGGCCAUACAGCCAGUACCUCAUCUGGCUAGUGGCAUACACAGAAGCUGGAGAAGGAGAGAGAACCGAGCAGGUUACUGUUCAAACACCACAAGGGGUUCCUACCGAACCUCGCGAUGUUGUCGCAACUGCCACUGGCCCCACAUCUGCGAUAGUCACUUGGCAGCCUCCGCAGGAAAGCAAUGGUCCCCUGCUUGGGUACAUGGUGUACUAUGUAAACACCGUUGAUGACAAGGUGUCAGUAGUGGAUCUGCCAGCUUCCGAAUUGUCUCAUACAAAUGACGACAUUGAGCCCAUGACUGAGUAUCUGGUCUCAGUGGUGGCCUAUACAUCUAAAGGAGAUGGACUCCGUAGUCAGGAAGUUCCUCUACGAACUGAGGAAGGUGUUCCAGCAGCUCCAACAGACCUUCAGGCAACAGCAGUCGAUGCUCGCACCAUCCAGGUGUACUGGCAGCAACCGCAACAGACCAACGGAGAGCUGCUAGGGUAUAGGCUCUUCUAUCAGGGGUAUGAUGAUGAAGAUGUCACUGCUUUAGAGAUCCCAUCCACCGACUCAUCUUGGCUGCUGUCUGGACUGCAGCCUGCAACUGAGUACCUGAUUUGGGUAGUUGCCUUUACGGGUCCUGGAGAUGGGGACAGGACUGCACAGGUUAUCGUGCAGACUCCAGAAGGGGUGCCAGAUGCUCCCCGCGACAUUGUUGCAUCUGCGACUAACCCGACAACAAUCAGGGUGAAGUGGCACCCUCCCCGACAGACCAACGGCGUUUUGCUUGGGUACAAAGUGUUCUACAAGCACACGGCUGAUGACGAGCUACAAGCUGCUGUAGCUGCCCCUAACCAACUGAACCACACUAACCCUAACGUGGACCCCAUUACAGAGUAUGUAGUUACGGUAUCUGCGUUCACCAGUGCUGGAGAUGGCCCAGAGAGUCGACCAGUUACAGUUCGAACGCAGGAGGGUGUUCCUAGCAGCCCAUUCGGGCUGAACGCCUUUCCAUUGGACACAACCUCGGUCAGUGUAAGUUGGCAGAUACCGUUAGAUCCAAAUGGAGUGAUCGAGGGAUACAACCUGUACUAUGAGGCGGCUGGAAGUGAUGACGAAGAGCUGAUUCAAGUUGGUCCAGAGGAAGGAGUAGACAGCCCCUACGUACUCUCUGGCCUGCAGCCCUACACGCUGUACAGCUUAGAGAUAGCUGGCGUGACCGGUGGUGGAGAGGGAGACAGAAGCGACCAAGUGAAAGUGCAGACACUGGAGGGUGUCCCUUCAACACCCCUAAGUGUGACUGCUGACGGACAAGCCCCUGAUACCGUAGUAGUCACAUGGCAGAGCCCGACUGAGACCAACGGAGACCUGCUUGGUUAUUACAUCUACUACCAAGUUGUGGGAAGCACAGAGACGUCAAGAGCUGAGGCUGGUCCCGACGAAGCGACUUACAGCAUCAGUGGGCUGCGGCCUGCUACAGAAUACAUAAUCACUCUCACAGCUUACACAGAGGGUGGGGAGAGCGAACGUAGUGGGGAUGUUCUGGUUCGCACUUUGAGUGGUGUCCCUUCAACACCCCUAAGUGUGACUGCUGACGGACAAGCCCCUGAUACCGUAGUAGUCACAUGGCAGAGCCCGACUGAGACCAAUGGAGACCUGCUUGGUUAUUACAUCUACUACCAAGUCAUGGGAAGUACAGAGGCAUCAAGAGCUGAGGCUGGUCCCGACGAAACCACUUUCAGCAUCAGUGGGCUGCGGCCUGCUACAGAAUACAUAAUCACUCUCACAGCUUACACAGAGGGUGGGGAGAGUGAACGUAGUGGGGAAGCUCUGGUUCACACAUUAAGCGGUGUCCCAUCCACGCCCCUCGGGGUGAGCGCUGAAGAAAAUGCUCCCGACUCCAUUAUGGUUACAUGGGAGCCUCCAACAGAGUCCAACGGGGAACUGCUCGGAUAUUACAUCUACUACCAAGUUGUUGGAACUACAGAGACGUCACGGGCAGAGGCUGGACCUGACGAUGUAGCCUACAUUAUCAGUGGGCUGCUGCCUGCAACAGAAUAUGUAGUCACUCUCACAGCUUACACAGAGGGUGGGGAGAGUGAACGUAGUGGGGACAUCCUGGUCCGCACAUUGAGUGGUGUCCCACCAACACCCUCUAGUGUGGCAGCUGAAGGGGAAGCUCCUGACAGUAUUAAGGUUUGGUGGCAAUCUCCCGUCUCGCCAAAUGGAAACCUAGACCUAGGUGGUUUCCGCAUCUAUUACCGUGUUCUCGGGACCUCGGAGAAGUCCAGUGCUGAGGCCGGUCCUGAUGACAUGAUGUACAGCAUCCGCGGGUUGCAGCCCGCCACAGAUUACGUAGUUACUCUGUCCUCUCACUCCAUGGGGGGUGAGAGUGAUCGAACUUCGGAAAUCAUAGUUCGCACCUUAAGCAGUGCUCCAUCAACACCCCUGGGUGUAACUGCUGAAGGACAGGCCCCUGAUACGAUUCAAGUGACAUGGCAACCUCCAACCCAGACCAAUGGAGAACUGCUUGGUUAUUACAUCUACUACCGACUUGCGGGAUUCCCAGACUGGUUUCAAGCUGAGGCUGGUCCUGAUGAAACCACUUACAGCAUCAGCGGGCUGCUGCCUGCUGCAGAAUACAUAAUCACUCUCACAGCUUACACAGAGGGUGGGGAGAGUGAACGUAGUGGGGAAAUUCCGGUUCGCACUUUGAGUGGUGUUCCGUCAACACCUCUUGGCGUGACUGCACAAGGAGAAAGUCCGAACACCAUCAUAGUUGCUUGGCAAACCCCAGCUGAGACCAACGGAGAACUGCUUGGUUAUUACAUCUACUACCAAGAAGUAGGAAGUACAGAGACAUCAAGGGCCGAAGCUGGUCCAAAUGAUGCCACAUACAUCAUCAGUGGGCUGCGGCCUGCUACAGAAUACACAAUCACUCUCACAGCUUACACAGAGGGUGGGGAGAGUGAACGUAGUGGGGAAGCCCUGGUCAGCACAUUGAGUGGUGCACCAUCGACACCCCUAAGUGUGACUGCUGAAGGACAAGCCCCUGACACAAUUACAGUCACAUGGGAGAGCCCUAGUGAGACCAACGGAGAACUGCUUGGUUAUUACAUCUACUACCAAGUUGUGGGAAGCACAGAGACGUCAAGAGCUGAGGCUGGUCCUGACGAAACCACUUACAGCAUCAGUGGGCUGCUGCCUGCUACAGAAUACAUAAUCACUCUCACAGCUUACACAGAGGGUGGGGAGAGUGAACGUAGUGGGGAAGUCUUGGUCCAAACUUUGAGUGGUGCCCCAACAACACCCCUAGGGGUGACUGGAGAAGGAGAAGCUCCUGACGCAAUCAGAGUCACAUGGCAGGCCCCGACAGAUACAAACGGAGACCUGGUCGGCUACUACAUCUACUACAAGGUUUUCGACAGCGAAGAGACGCUUAAGGCGGAAGCCGGAUCAUCUGACACAACCUACCUCAUCAGUGGGCUGCGGCCUGCUACAGAAUAUGAAAUGUAUCUAACUGCCUACACUGUAGGUGGUGAGAGCGAGCGUAGCCAGUCAGCGUUCGUUCGCACAUUAGCUGGUGUCCCCGGUGCACCUGCCAGCAUUAGAGCAUCUUCACUCGGCUCUGAAGCCAUUGAGGUGUCUUGGCAACCUCCAUCCCAGUCAAACGGAGAGAUACUGGGGUACCAUCUGCAUUACCAGAUAGUAGGAGAGGAGACCAGUGUCUCGACCCAAGACGUUGAGCGUUACGAGACGUUUUACUUACUGAGGGGCCUUAGGCCGCUCACUGAGUACUACAUCUGGCUUGUAGCCUUCACUGACGCAGGGGACGGAGAGAGGAGCGAACAAGUUACUGUACAAACGGCAGAGGGGGUGCCUGGAGCUCCUAGAGAUGUCCAGGGUCAUGCUGUAGAUCCCACCACUAUUACAGUCGAUUGGCAACCCCCCGUAGAGAUCAAUGGGGUGCUCCUUGGGUACAAGGUGAUUUACAUGCCUGAAAAUGCUGCUGAGUUCUCAACUGUUGAGUUGGGACCAGCUGAGCUGUCCACGAUGCUGCUGGAUUUGGAACCACAGACGACGUAUUCCAUUGUCGUGCUAGCCUUUACGGCGGCAGGCGAUGGGGAUGAAAGCGAGGAAAUCCUAGUCAGCACAUUGCAGGGUGUUCCCGGUGCUCCAACUGAUCUCGCUGCGGUUGAAAAAACGUCUGACUCCAUGAAACUGAGCUGGCAAGCACCCGAGGGCGAUAUCGAAGGGUACAGAGUUUUCUGGACGCUGACCGGAAGCGACACCGAGGAAACUGUUGACACGAGAUCACCCGAUGCAUCAUGGUCUCUGACCGGACUUCAGCCGUUCGGAGAGUACUCUGUUUCAGUUCUAGCCUACAACUCAGCGGGCGAUGGUGAAAGAAGUGAGACAAUCACGGUGCAAACAGAAGAGGGUGUCCCCGGAGCCCCACGUGAAGUUCAGGGGAUCGCCAUAGACUCAACAACAAUCGAGCUGCAGUGGAUGCCGCCAUCACCAGAUGAACAAAAUGGUGUGAUCCAGGGGUACAAAAUCUUGUACAAGAAGGUUGGGGAAGAAGGGGAGAACGAAGAAGACGCCGGCCUGCUUGACUUGAUGUACACUUUGUCUGAUCUGGAGAAGUGGACAGAGUACAACAUUUGGGUGUCCGCCUACACCAGUGCAGGGGAUGGCUUGAGAAGUCCAGUCAUAGUAGUCAGAACAGGAGAAGAUGUUCCUGGUCCUCCCAUCGGCAUUGAGGCACGUCCUGGAGAUGACUCCGCUAGUGUACUUGUACAAUGGCAGCAGCCGAUUGUACAAAACGGAGUCAUAGUCGGUUACAAGAUCUUGUACCAGAAGUCGGGUGACGAAGACGUGGAAGUUGCUGAUAUCGGGACGCCGCAGUUGGCUUUCACCCUAAGCGGUCUGGACUGGGACGACUACAACGUUUGGGUCGUGGCGUACACGGGAGCUGGAGACGGGGAUAGAAGUGACCCAGUUUUAGUUCGGCCGGCGGAGGGCGUUCCCGGACCACCGAGCGCGGUGUUUGCUACUGCCCUGGACUUCGAUACCGUGGAGGUGCGCUGGCAACCUCCCCUCUACAUCUACGGUCGACUGUUGGGUUACAAGGUCUUGUAUAGGUCAGCGAACGAGAUAGAAAACCAAGUUGUUGUCACCCCGACAACAAAACCUUCCUUUACGCUCCCUGGACUUAAGGCAGACACCAUCUACAUCUUCUCUGUGGUCGCUUACACUAUGGCUGGAGAUGGCCCACGGAGCAAUGAGUUUGUUGUUCGAACCCUUGAGGGUGUUCCUGGGCCAGCUCAAAGCCUAUCAGGGCUGGUGUGGGAUUCGCAGAGCGUUCAGCUUCGCUGGCAGCCACCCUAUAACGCUCACGGACAAAUCCUUGGGUACAAAAUCUUCUAUCAGAAGAUGGGGCAGAUCGCACCGAGCGUUGAAGACACGCAAUCCACGGGGCUGGUCUAUAAACUAACUGGACUGAAGAAGUGGACAGAAUACAUCAUCUCUGUCGCUGCUUAUACCAGCAGAGGCGACGGAAUGAAAAGCAAUAUGAUCAUCAUUCGCACCAUGAAGGACGUUCCUGGAGCGCCAGAAGAUGUCCAAGGGAUCGCUCAAGGUUCCGACGCACUACGUGUGACGUGGCAACCCCCGACAGAUCGCAAUGGCGUGAUCCAAGGCUAUAAGGUUUACUAUGCAAGGAUGGGCACAGAGGACUAUACCGAAAUCGACACAGAAAAUACCGAGCUCUCCUUUGAUCUGUCCGAACUCAGACCGUGGACCAGCUACACGUUCUCUGUGUCUGCCUAUACAAGCGUAGGAGAAGGGCCGCAAAGUAGUCAGGUGACCACAAGGACAGAAGAGGGUGUGCCUACCGUAGGCCCAGGCAACCUGAAUGCAGAAGCAGUGGACGCUGAAUCCAUCCGUGUGUCCUGGACAAGAAUAUCAGAUGCUGAGGCCGGAGGGGCCCUACAGGGGUACCAGGUCUUCUACCAAGCCAUAGCUGCUGACGGGGCUCUGGAAAUCAGCGACGCGCAGGUUUACAAAGUGGAGGGUGCAGACACUUUGGAGGCUACCCUAACCGGCCUGGAGGCUGGCACCAGGUAUGCCAUCACAGUCAGCGGCUACACCAGCAGUGGAACAGGUAUUCGCGCAGAUCUGGUAGAGGCAACGACCCAAGUCGGCAUCCCUUACCCCAGCCCCAGCGACUGUGGCCAGGUGGUGGCCAAUGGGGAGACAGAGAGCGGUCCCUUCACUGUCUACCCCUCGGACGGCGGUGAGCCCAUUGAGGUCUGGUGCGACAUGGAGACUGAUGGCGGAGGCUGGAUCGUUUUCCAGAGACGGCAGGAUGGCUCUGUAGACUUCUGGAGACGGUGGAGAGAGUACCGCGCAGGAUUCGGAGAAAACACAGGAGAAUUCUGGCUCGGAAAUGACAACAUCCACAGAUUAUCUGCCCAAGGAGAUUACCAGCUGCGUAUAGACUUGGCCGACGGUGCUGACGCCGUGUACGGGCAGUGGGAAAACUUCAAACUGGGCUCAGAGUCAGACCUAUACAAGCUCAACAUCGGGGAAUAUUCCGGCACAUCAGGCGACUCCCUCACUUACCACAACAACAGGCCUUUCUCUACGAGGGACAAGGAUAAUGACGUCGCCCUCAGCCACUGUGCCUUUGCGUACCACGGAGCGUGGUGGUACAAGAACUGUCAUCGUAGCAACCUGAACGGCCAGUACGGCGACAACACGCACAGCCAGGGCGUCAACUGGUACCACUGGAAGGGCCACGAGAAGUCCGUUCCGUUUGUCGAAAUGAAAAUGAGGUCCAUGGAUUUUAAGACAAAAUAUGCAAGAGCAGAGUAAGGUGAUGCUUUUUCUGUGUUAAAAAUGCAAAAGACAGGUUCAAGAGAAACUUUAAAACUAUCUUAAAGCUUUGUCAAAUGAUGUAACAUCUACAGCCUUGCUUCUAUGUUUGUUUGAAAACUUUAAGCU
Messenger RNA from Branchiostoma belcheri (Belcher's lancelet), 14564 nucleotides. Its product is annotated as tenascin-X-like. The record is from RefSeq and is a predicted model, not a curated record. Lineage: Eukaryota; Metazoa; Chordata; Leptocardii; Amphioxiformes; Branchiostomatidae. Gene Ontology annotation, biological process: cell-cell adhesion. Gene Ontology annotation, molecular function: protein binding.